CUUGACCAAGCCAAGGAAGACUAUAAACGUCAUGCCGACAGCCAUCACCAGCCCGGGCCCGAGAUCAAGGUAGGAGACCGGGUUUGGUUGUCCACUCGCUUUCUGCCCUCCCACCGCCCCUGUCGGAAAUUAGAUGCCCGCUUCAUUGGCCCAUACACUGUGGUGGCGCAACUUAACCCCGUGACUUUCAAACUUCAACUUCCGCGCUCCAUGCGCAUUCAUCCGGUGUUCCACCGUUCCCUCCUCCUUCCGGCGGAUGGGGUCUGCCCCGAUGUAAACCGGCCACCCCCCGGCCCCACUUUGGUGGACGGGGAAGAGGAAUUUGAGGUCCAGGACAUUUUGGAUUCUCGUAUUCAUCGCCGUCGCCUUCAGUAUCUGAUUGAUUGGGUGGGCUAUGGACCGGAAGAACGCUCUUGGGAAGACGCUUUCACUGUCCACGCUCCUGACUUAGUCCAACGCUUCCACCGGACCUACCCUUCCAAGCCGCGGCCCCGCGGAUCUCGGGGAGCGGGCCCCGUUGGGGAGGGGCUUGAGGGGGGGGAUAGUACCGAGUGGAGGUGGACCAACAGCAAAUGCCUCGCCGAUCAAGGGAAAGUGGUAGAUUCAAGCCCCCAGCAAGAGCAGCAAGGCGCUUCUCCCCACACCAUGGAAGAUUGGCAAGCUGGGAGAGAAGAGGGGGUCGAGGUGCCUGUUUUUCCUGCGGCCGCGAGGGACAUCGAGUGGCAGAGUGUCCGAAAGGAGCUGGCGCAGGAGCAAAAAGAGAGAAGCCCUGCAGUCAAAAUUCGCCUCUCCUGCCGCCCAAACUGGCUAAAGGGAAAGCUGCCAUGGCAACCGAAACAGCAUUAG
Anolis carolinensis (green anole) is the source of this 846-nucleotide messenger RNA. RefSeq lists its product as uncharacterized. The coding region runs from base 211 to 846 and encodes 211 amino acids. Lineage: Eukaryota; Metazoa; Chordata; Lepidosauria; Squamata; Anolidae. The transcript is spliced from 2 exons. The record is from RefSeq and is a predicted model, not a curated record.